This is a messenger RNA of Anastrepha ludens (Mexican fruit fly), 698 nucleotides long. RefSeq lists its product as uncharacterized. The transcript is spliced from 3 exons. The record is from RefSeq and is a predicted model, not a curated record. Bases 210 to 608 code for a protein of 132 amino acids. Lineage: Eukaryota; Metazoa; Arthropoda; Insecta; Diptera; Tephritidae.
CUUUUAGAUGCUCGAUAAAUCUGUGCAAUUUCUAUAAUUCUGGCAUUUAACUUUUUUAUUUGAUAUAUUCACAUUUAAUAUUUUUUAAAAGUAUAUGUGGUAUUUGCAAACAUUGUUAUUUCGUUUCGCUGAAUAAAGUAUUUUACUGGUUAUUCUUGUAAUGCAUUCAGAAGCUGUGGAACUGCACCCCAAUUGUUGCUCGCACAAAUAUGUUCCAAAGCGAAGAUCAAAAAGUCGUUGAAAUUAUAAAAUCAACGGAAGAGGUGGCUGAUAAAAUAUUAGUGAACAAGCAAGAGUUAGUGGAGUUGGAUAAGCGGAGGCAAGAAACUCGUGAGGCGAUACGUAAGGUAGAAAAAAAUGGCGAAAAGAAAGUGUGGAUAACUGUAGGCAGCAUGCUCGUUAAAUUGGAAAAUGAAAAGGCGUUGAAACUUUUAAAAAACGACCAAAUGCAAAUUGAACGUGAAUAUAAUAUUAUUACUUCGGAUCAAAAGAUAUUGGUUAACAAGCAUCGCGAUUUAGAAUUUUUCUCACCCUAUUCAGGCACACAUUUGCAACCACUCGACCGAAAGGAGUUUGCAGCGCUUAAAGCAAACCUGCCGUUUCUGUAGCCAAAUGAAACAAUAUGUUAAUUAUUAUAUUAUAUGUAUUUAGCUAAAGAAACAAUUUAAAAUAAAUGAUAUUAAUCAUAUGGGUUUCAA